Molecule: messenger RNA, 1476 nt
Organism: Pediculus humanus corporis (human body louse)
Lineage: Eukaryota; Metazoa; Arthropoda; Insecta; Psocodea; Pediculidae
Product: Catalase, putative
Exons: 2
Coding region: 1-1476 (491 amino acids)
Biological process (GO): response to hydrogen peroxide; hydrogen peroxide catabolic process
Cellular component (GO): peroxisome; mitochondrion; cytoplasm
Molecular function (GO): heme binding; catalase activity
Source: RefSeq, a predicted model, not a curated record
AUGGCUUUAAGAGAUCCAGCAACGGAACAAUUAAGUAAUUAUAAAAAAAAUCAUCCAAAACCUGAAGUUUUAGUUACGGGUCAUGGAGCUCCCAUUGAUGAUAAAUUGAAUAGUUUAAGCAUAGGACCUCGCGGGCCUUUACUUCUUCAAGAUGUAACUUAUAUUGAUGAAAUAGCUCAUUUUGAUAGAGAAAGAAUUCCCGAACGUGUCGUUCAUGCUAAAGGAGCUGGUGCUUUUGGAUAUUUUGAAGUGACCCAUGAUAUUCGAAAAUAUUGUAGGGCUAGUGUUUUUUCAGAAAUUGGUAAAAAAACUCCCGUUGCCGUUAGAUUUUCUACUGUUGGAGGUGAAAGUGGAUCUGCCGACACGGUUAGAGAUCCUAGAGGAUUCGCUGUUAAAUUUUAUACAGAUGAAGGAAAUUGGGAUUUAGUCGGGAAUAACACUCCAAUUUUUUUUAUAAGAGAUCCAUUGCUUUUUCCAAGUUUUAUUCACACUCAAAAAAGAAAUCCUGCUACUCAUUUAAAAGAUCCCGAUAUGUUUUGGGAUUUUAUUACUCUCAGACCUGAAACAACGCAUCAGGUAAUGAUAUUAUUUUCUGAUAGAGGAAUACCUGAUGGUUACAGACACAUGAACGGUUAUGGCUCUCAUACUUUUAAAUUGGUCAAUGAUAAAUACGAAGCUGUGUAUUGUAAAUUUCAUUUAAAAACGGAUCAAGGUAUCAAAAAUUGUCUUCCAUCGAAAGCUAAUCAAUUAUCAGCGGAUGAUCCAGAUUAUGCUAUCAGAGAUUUAUACAAUGCUAUUGAAAAUGGUCAAUAUCCAUCGUGGAGUUUUUACAUACAAGUGAUGACAUUCGAACAAGCAGAAAGAUUUAAAUACAAUCCAUUUGAUCUAACUAAAAUUUGGCCACAUUCUGAAUAUCCUCUCAUUCCAGUAGGAAAAUUAGUACUUAAUCGUAAUCCUAAAAAUUAUUUUGCUGAAGUCGAACAAAUUGCAUUUAGUCCUUCGCACCUUGUACCUGGAAUAGAACCAAGUCCUGAUAAAAUGUUGCAAGGAAGAUUGUUUUCAUAUGCUGACACUCACAGACAUAGACUUGGAGCAAAUUAUUUACAAUUACCCGUCAAUUGCCCCUACAGAACAACCGUUGCCAAUUAUCAAAGAGAUGGACCUCAGAACUAUGGUAACAAUCAAGAUGGAGCUCCAAAUUAUUUUCCUAACAGUUUCAAUGGACCUAUGGAUGAUAAAAAGCAAGUUCAACAUGUAUUCAAAGCCACUGGUGAUGUUGCAAGAUAUAAUUCUUCAAAUGAAGAUAAUUUUUCACAAGCAAAUGAUUUAUGGAGCAAAGUUUUGAAUGAUGAAGAAAGAGAAAGGCUUGUUUCAAAUAUUGCUGACCAUCUUAAAAGUGCAUCUGGUUUCAUUCAAGACAGAGCUAUUAAAAACUUUUCAUCUGUUAAUGCUGCCAUGGGACAUCAUUUUAAAUAA